This is a messenger RNA of Triplophysa rosa, 1544 nucleotides long. RefSeq lists its product as uncharacterized. The coding region runs from base 29 to 757 and encodes 242 amino acids. NCBI's taxonomy places the organism in Eukaryota, Metazoa, Chordata, Actinopteri, Cypriniformes, Nemacheilidae. The transcript is spliced from 5 exons. The record is from RefSeq and is a predicted model, not a curated record.
UCGGCUAUACUUACAAUCAGUUACAGAGAUGGAGCGAGUAAGACGUACCCUUAUCACACUCGUGUGUUUUUUGUUAUGUGGUCAUCGGAAAACAUUUGGGACAGAAGUGAAGAUCAAACUGAAACCAGGAGACAAUGUCACUGUCUUCGGUGAUUGUGUCGUACCAGUGGGUUCACACAUCUUUUGGAUUAGAAACAACUCAUAUGGGAAUCAAUCUAUUUCAUUGUUUGCCGAAGAUUUGUUUCAGGGAACAUUUCCACGUUUUCACUUUGUGGCAAACAGCUCCAGUAACUCAUUCGAUCUACAUAUUAAGAAUGCUAGUGUAUAUGAUGAAGGACUGUAUUACUGUGCAAAAGUAGAAAGAAAAAUUACAGAUGUAAAUGACAAGGUAAACAUCAAGCUGGAGUACCAGUAUGGAAACAGGAGAACCCAUCUGUCUCUCUUGGAACCAGUGCCUUCUGAGUCCACCCAUCCUGAAGUUUCUGAAUUACGCUGUAAUUGUUGGAUGCUGUUGUUGAGUGUGUGUUCAGUGUGUGUUCUCCUCUCUUCACUCCUCUCCGCUGCUUGUGUUUACUGCCUCUGUCGAACUCAAACUACAGGUCUAGAGUUAUUUUCAGAGAUAGACAAAGCAAAUAUUUCUAAGGUGGAUCCGACAGAGAGACAUCAGUGUGAGAUGAGUAAAACUGGAAAGUUCUGCCUCCAUUCUGAAGUCACAUAUAGACUAUUACCAUCUGCACAUCUGUAUCAGAAGAUGUGACUCUCCCUGUCAUGGCUCUGCUUCCUUAGUCAUGUUUUUCUUGGUCCUGUAGCAGAGCCAUGACAAAGUCUUUGGUUAUGUGUGGAGAGAAACAUAUUAUUGUCCGUUUGACAAUAAUAUACGUUCUCUCCAGUGUCUUGUCAUUCACCCCAUUCCUCUCGUUUCCUCGUUAUCUUUCCCUGAGUGUUUAAUGUCCCACACCUGCCCCAUGUCGUUAUCCCUCGAUAGUCUUCCCUAUUUAAACCCUCAUGUUUCUUUGUCCUGUGUUCGGUCAUUGUGUUUGGUUUCAUGUCGUGCUUACCGUCGUCUCAUGUUUGUGGUCCUGUUAUGGAUUCCCCUGUCUCAGUCAAGUAAGUGUUCAGUUUAGUUUAUGUCUAGUGUUGUUUAUCUCAGUUUAGUGUUAGUUAGUCUACGUUCUGUUAUUAUCCUGUUGUGUUAUUAUACCCCAUCGUGGGUCUUUGUUUUGUGGUUAUUUUCUGUUAAAUAAAGUCUUUUGUUAACCCCUUCAUCCCCGCUGCCUGCAAUUGGGUUCUUACCUGCAUAUCGUGACACUCCCUGCUUAGCUUAUGCAAAUUAAGUGGUAAACUGAGUGUACACCUUUAUGAUAUUUGGUAAAUCACAAAAAUUCGGAUGGGGUGAAAUUCGGUAUAGGAGUCUUUAUCCUCUUAAUUCAAUGCUAUUCUGUAUUGUUAUUCUUCAGCAUUAUUACACAUUUUAAUAUGACCCAUAUAAAUGUAUCAUUAUGAAAAGAACCCAAAUGUCAGCUAACAGCUUACAAGACUGUAUC